AUGGCGCGGUCGAAGGGAUCCGACACGCCACUGUUGAAGAAGGGGAGGUGGCAGAGUCACUACGUGAACGGUCUUCCCUUCACCAUCGCGCUCGCAACCUUCGCGCUCGUUGCCGUUGGGGGUGUGAUCAUGCUGUCGGCCAUGCUGGUGUCGGGAUCGGCAAAGGAGGCGCAGGAGCUCCUUCCUGCAGCUCCUCCUUCUCUGCAUAGCAAUGUAUACGGGGCGAAGCACGAAGGUGUGGGAUUUGCGAAUUACGUGGUUGGAAAUGCUGUCUCUAGCUUCUGGAAGAAGGAGAUGGGAAAGUCUGGACCUAAGAAGAUGAGCGAUCCUUUCGCUUCCUUCCUGCUUCCAAACAAGCAGAAGAAGUCGCGUGGAUCAGCCAGUACGCCGGAGGAAGAGGCAGACGACGCACAGCAGGUCGACGAAGACCAUCAGAGGAUCGGUAGGGCUCGCGCUACCAAGGAAGCCAUCCGGCAUGCCAAGGACGUGGCCGAGUAUCACAAGCGCCAGGGAUCUGCAGCGUAUGCUGUUGCCUAUAGGUGCUGUGCACGGGGACCAAGAGGUGUGAGCUUGUUCGGGCAUGUGCAGCUGUGCAAGCACAAGAAGUCAGGCGUGUUCGUCGCUGUGAAGUGCAUGGCGAAGUCGGAGGUCGUGCGGCUGAAGCAGGUCAGGAGCGUUCUCAUGGAAAGAGAGUUAGUCCAGCAUUUCAACCAUCCCUGCAUCGCUCGAUCCGCGGGCUCCUUUCAGGACGCUACCAUGCUGUACCUGGUCGUCGAGCUCUGCCCGGCUGGGGACUUGUACAACUUGAUGCUGAGACAACCAUCCAAGUGA
Guillardia theta CCMP2712 is the source of this 831-nucleotide messenger RNA. RefSeq lists its product as hypothetical. The transcript is spliced from 8 exons. The record is from RefSeq and is a predicted model, not a curated record. NCBI's taxonomy places the organism in Eukaryota, Cryptophyceae, Pyrenomonadales, Geminigeraceae. Gene Ontology annotation, molecular function: protein kinase activity; ATP binding. The coding region runs from base 1 to 831 and encodes 276 amino acids. Gene Ontology annotation, biological process: protein phosphorylation.